This is a messenger RNA of Colletotrichum acutatum, 1250 nucleotides long. RefSeq lists its product as uncharacterized. The coding region runs from base 23 to 1009 and encodes 328 amino acids. The record is from RefSeq and is a predicted model, not a curated record. NCBI's taxonomy places the organism in Eukaryota, Fungi, Ascomycota, Sordariomycetes, Glomerellales, Glomerellaceae. The transcript has a single exon.
AAUUUAAUACUCUAAAGACAACAUGUUCGCCCCUUACGCCGCAGCCCAUCUAUCCCCCACGGGCCCGGGAGACGCUCGCCCCACCGCUCUCCAAAUUAUCAAAGAUCAAGAAGCCGAAGGAAAGCUUGUUGGACGGGUCGCGCUCAUCACCGGUUGCUCCUCCGGCAUCGGGGUCGAAACGGCUCGCGCAAUCUACGCGACAGGUGCCACGGUCUACGUCACCGCACGUAACCUCGAAAAGGCCAAGAAGGCGCUUGGCGAUCUUCUUGACACAGGUCGUGUUCAUAUUUUGGACCUGGAUCUUGAUUCCUUCGACAGCGUGCGAAGAUGUGCCGCCGAAUUCCUGUCCAAGGAAGAGAAACUUCACCUCUUGAUCCUCAACGCCGGGGUGAUGACGCCUCCAGAAGGGAGAACCAAAGACGGAUUCGAACUUCAGAUCGGUUCCAAUCACCUCAGCCAUUUUCUCCUAUUCAAUCUCCUCAAGCCUGCCCUACUAGCUGGGAGCGAAUAUCAGUUGGCUAGCCGCGUGGUGAUCCUUUCGUCGGUUGGUCACCGCUUUGGCGAACCCAAUCUCGACGAUCUCAAUUUUGAGGGCAAAUAUGAUGCGCAUCUCGCAUACGCCGCCAGCAAGACCGCAAACCUGUGGACUGCCAACGAAAUCGAGAGGAAGUACGGCUCCGAGGGCAUACAUGCUUGGGCCGUACACCCGGGCGGCAUAUUCACUGAUCUCGUACGCCACGUCUCCGAGGAACAAAUGGCAGCCAUGUCUUCAGAGACCAGCUUGGUCAGCACGUUCAAGAGUCCUGAACAGGGCGCUGCCACCACUGUUUUGGCCGCUGUAGCUCGAGACCUGGAGGGCCGAGGUGGAAAGUACUUGGAAAACUGUCAGUUCUCCGAGCCUCACGAUCCGAGCACUGGAAUGUGGGGUCCAGGCUAUGCUCCUCACGCGUACAGUCCAGACAAGGAGCGCGACCUCUGGAACAAGUCUCUUGGGCUUGUAGGGCUUUGAAGAGACUGUCGCAACGCCUCAUGCGGCCUGGCUGAGGAUAUUCCCGAACGGCACCACUUACUACAGAUCGACUGCUUAUCUUGUAUAUAGUACUUAUAGGCGCGACUCCUUAAGGGUCUUCUCGCAGAAAAUACAAGUAACUUUACAUAGUUUGCGUCUUCUACUUAAUCCCUCGCUCUACAAUGAAUGCUUUCAUAAUAUACAUGGAGUUCUGCUAGGGGGCUGUGUGGUUUGCCUAUUG